Molecule: messenger RNA, 2491 nt
Organism: Camelina sativa (false flax)
Lineage: Eukaryota; Viridiplantae; Streptophyta; Magnoliopsida; Brassicales; Brassicaceae
Product: protein PHR1-LIKE 1
Molecular function (GO): DNA-binding transcription factor activity; DNA binding
Source: RefSeq, a predicted model, not a curated record
AAUUUACUUUUUAGUUUUGGUCUUUGAUUGGGGUUUUCUCAUUCUUAAUCUGGGUUUUAGUCUAAACUUUUAAUUAAGGACUGGAUUAGCUGAUUAGUUGGGUUUGCUUUCUGUGUUAUUUGAUUACAAAAUUCACUGCUUUGGAAACAAUCUGAAUAACUAGUUUCUCUAAUCGUUAUUUUAUCAAUCUCUCUAACUUUCUCCGUGAUUUUGAAAUGAAGUGAUAAGUAAAGUUAUCAAAUUUACCAAUUUUUGUUGUUUGUGGAUUUUUUCAUGGUUGACUUUGUUAUUACCUAAAGAAGAGAAGGUCUAUGUUAAAACCCAGAUAUUAGUUUUUUUUUUUUUUUGGAAUUUGAUUCUGAGUUUGUUUCAGUAAUUGAAAGAUUCGCCAUAGUGUGAACUUUUGUUUUAGAGGUUUUUUUCUUCAAUAUUGAUGGAGUUAUUUAUGUUCAUGGUGGCUUCUUCUUUUACACGUCUCUAUGGCUUCAUCAAAAGCCAUAUUUAACUUUGCCAAAGUGGACGUAAAUUUCAUUCCUUGAGUAUUGAUUCCAUAUCUUAUGUAAUGUCCUUUCAGUAUCCUUAUGUAGAUGUUCUCCAAUCAUGUUCAUUCGAUAUUGCUCUAUAGCUGAAACAGGUUUUAAGUUUCAGGUUUAAAAAGAACAGAUCUUUUUUUAUCUCUUCGUUUUGUUGUAUUUGUUGAUGAUUAAAGGAGAAUUCUUUGAAAAAAGGGGUAGAGAAAAUGAGGUAGAGAAGCGGCUGAGAGCUAAGAGUUUGUGAUCUAAAUAAAGCAAAACAAAAAAAUUUGGAAUAUUCUUAAGAGAUUUUUUUUUUUUUUCUUUUCUGACUGGGGAAAAAGAUAGUAUCCGAAUUAAUGGAAAGGGAAUUGAUUCAAUGGUUCAUCUCCUCUUGUAUAAAGAAAGUUAUAUUCUGUAUAUAAACUUGCGUAUUGUGAGUCUCAUGUCUCGUUGUUAUUCGUGCGUCAAAGUUUCCUUCAUUGCAAAGCUAUUUGCCUUCUGAGUUAGGUUACUAUGACUCUGGCUAAUGAUUUCGGAUAUUCAACCACUAUGUCUUCAUCUUUUUCAGCUCUUCAUCCUACUGUAGAAGACAGAUACCGCAAGUUUCCUAACUCUUUCUGGGUAUCAGGGCAGGAACUGAUGAAUAACCCUGGACCCUGUCAGUCAGUGUCUGGCGGCAAUUCUGGAGGGUAUUUGUUUUCUUCUUCCUCCGGAUUCUGCAAUGUUUCAGCAGUGUCACCUCAUGGAAGGAAUUCACAAACCCAGCCACCUGUUUCCACCGUGCCAAGAGACAGAUUGGCUAUGCAGGACUGCACUUUGGAAGCACAAUCCUCCUCACUGAUCAAUCAUCAUCAGCCUCAAGAGUUCACAGAUCCACUUCAGGAGUUCUUUGAUUUCUCUGAUCAUGUUCCUGUUCAACAUCUACAAGCAGAGGAAAGUAGCGGUGUAAGGGUGGACUCAUCCGUGGAACUCCACAAGAAAAGCGAAUGGCAAGAUUGGGCAGAUCAGCUGAUUUCUGUUGAUGAUGGUUCAGAGCCAAAUUGGUCUGAUUUUCUUGGAGAUCCACGUUCCCACAAUCAAAAUUCAGAGAUACCGAUACCAUUUUCUGAUGUACCAAGGCAAGAUAUAAAAGCUAACCAGCAGCAUCAGAUGGUUUUGUCUGAGGAGCAGCUUAUUGGGAGAAACGCAUCAUCUAGCGUAGCAACAUCUAAACAACGCAUGCGUUGGACACCAGAACUUCACGAGGCAUUCGUUGAAGCUGUUAAUCAGCUCGGUGGUAGUGACCGAGCCACCCCUAAGGCUGUUUUGAAGCUCUUGAAUAACCCUGGCUUGACCAUUUAUCAUGUAAAAAGCCAUUUGCAGAAAUACAGAACGGCAAGGUAUAAACCAGAGACUUCAGAAGUUGCAGGAGAACCUCAAGAGAAGAAGUUGACAUCUAUCGAAGAUAUCAAAUCUCUUGACAUGAAAACGAGCGUUGAGAUUACACAAGCUCUAAGGUUACAAAUGGAAGUUCAGAAACGUCUUCAUGAGCAGCUCGAGAUCCAACGGACGCUGCAGUUACAGAUUGAAAAACAGGGCCGAUACCUACAGAUGAUGUUUGAGAAACAACAAAAGAUACAAGAAAACACGAGCUCUUGCUCAGAAGCAUCACUUAAGCAAUGCAACGACACAUCUGCAGAAGUCGAAUUCAGUCUUGACACACGAACAGUGGAACAAGCUGAAUCUCCUUCAGCAUCGAGGAAACGGGUCAGAGAAGAUUAAAACACACUUUUAAGGUUGGCUGAAACAUGUUUAUUGGGAAUUAAUUGUGGAAACCCAAAGAUGCAACAAGUCCAGUUUUGUUAAAAGAAUGUCUUUUCCUAGCUCAUUGUUGGUCAUUUUAGAAACAGUUGCUUUGGCCCUACAACACUAACUGGGACCAAUCUGUAUAUAUAAAAUGAUUUUGACAAGUCUAAUGGUUAUGACAGCUCCGUAUU